This is a messenger RNA of Closterium sp. NIES-65, 777 nucleotides long. NCBI's taxonomy places the organism in Eukaryota, Viridiplantae, Streptophyta, Zygnematophyceae, Desmidiales, Closteriaceae. The record is from the annotation of a GenBank genome assembly.
AUGCUGCCAAGUUCUAGUUUGAAUAACCACCCUUACCUCUGCAGCCUCCCCCUCACGUUACCAUCCAAUCCCUGCUUGCCAGGUGGCGCCCAUCGAGUGGAGCUGUGCUCAGGUCUCGUGGAAGGAGGGGUCACUCCCAGUAUAGGCUUGGUGACGGCAGUUGUACAGGCCAUUCCCAUUCCCGUGCACGUGCUUAUCCGACCUCGGGCGGGCGAUUUUGUCUUUAGCGAAGAAGAGAUGAAGGCGAUGGCAUGUGACAUUAAAGCAUGUGCUAAAGCCGGGGCAGCUGGGGUGGUGGUGGGCGCUUUGACUCCUUCGGGCGAUAUUGACGAACCAAAGCUUCACCGCUUCCUCGCAAGUGCGGUCCGCCAUUCACUGCCAGUCACCUUCCACCGGGCCUUUGACCACACAAGAGAUCCUAUGGCUGCACUGCAGGUUCUUAUAUCGAGUGGAGUGACGAGGCUGCUGACGUCAGGGCAGCGGGUUACAGCAGAGGAAGGAGUGGGGCUGAUCAGGAAGUUGGUGGAGGAAGCACAAGGAAGAAUCCAAAUCAUGGCUGGAGGUGGAGUAAAUCCAGAGAAUGCAGCAAGUAUUGUCACGCAAUCAGGUGUAUCGCACAUCCAUGCAUCGGCACGAUCGUUGGCACCGCAAACAGAGAAGAUACACUUGAAUGAUCUCUGCCCAUUUGGAGCAACAAGUAUGCCUCCAGAAGGAUGCCUCAUGCAAACUAAUCCUCGGAAGGUUUCUGCAAUACUUCUAGCAAUUCAACCCAAGUGA